Truncatella angustata is the source of this 2071-nucleotide messenger RNA. RefSeq lists its product as uncharacterized. The transcript has 3 exons. NCBI's taxonomy places the organism in Eukaryota, Fungi, Ascomycota, Sordariomycetes, Amphisphaeriales, Sporocadaceae. Bases 378 to 1892 code for a protein of 504 amino acids. Gene Ontology annotation, biological process: intracellular iron ion homeostasis; intracellular copper ion homeostasis; positive regulation of transcription by RNA polymerase II. Gene Ontology annotation, molecular function: DNA-binding transcription factor activity, RNA polymerase II-specific; RNA polymerase II cis-regulatory region sequence-specific DNA binding; copper ion binding. Gene Ontology annotation, cellular component: nucleus. The record is from RefSeq and is a predicted model, not a curated record.
UUGGUGUGUGCAGUGGCAGUGGCCAACGGUACCAAAACCUAAGAGUCACAGUGAUUUCAACUGCAACUGCAACUGGAACUGGAACUGGAACUGGAACUGGAACUGCACUUUCCUGUUGGUACCACAACUCUAACGUAAAACAAAUUCUGUCCGUGCUUGUCGGAAUCCCAUCUCGAAAUCGACAUCGACAUCGACAUCGAAUAUCAGUCUCGGCCGAUGGGAAUCAGACAACGACAGGCCAACGAGUCAACCCCCCCAAAAAGCAAAGCAAAGCAAUAUUUUCUUUGAAUUGAGAACAAACGCUUAUUUUGCAUCUUAUUGUACUGAAUAACUGGUCGCAGCCUUCUCUUUAGACUCUUGGAAGUCUGCUGACCGCCAUGCCGCUGAUCAAUGGGCAAAAGAUGGCCUGUGAGCCAUGCAUUCGGGGCCACCGAUCAACAACAUGCAACCACGCCAGUGAGCGUGUCAUGGUUCCUGUUCGCAAACCUGGCAGGCCGCUGAAUGAAUGCCCCCAUCCGCGUGGCAGCAACUGUGAAUGCAGAGACCUCACUGUUGCUAUCCCUCGCAAGAGGAAAUGCGAGUGCGCUGGCGACAAGUCUGCAGCCCCGAAAACCUCAAUCACUCAGACCUCUGCCGAAGCCUCCCGUCCCGGAAGUGCGACGCCUGUUAAAGAGCAACCGAGUGAGGUAUCAUCAUGUUGUCAGCCCAAGGCCCAGGUUCAUGCCGCCUCACCAGCAAACAUCCCCCUAGGCUCAACCGUAUCCAUCCCAAUGGUGCCGGCGCCCGCUCCCGUCCCCAACCCAGCGACUCAAACGCCGCUGACGCCGUUAAAUGGCACUGGUGCACCUCAAUGGAACACAACCUGGAACUUGAACUUCACUUCUCUGAACCAAGCCCCGAUUGGCUAUCCAUUCCAGGGCUUUGCGGGUUCCUCCCCUCAGACGCCACAGCCUCCGUUGGUGAACCAAACGAUACAAACUACUCAGCCCUCACAACCAGCGCACUCAAUGCUUCCAGGACCCAAGAAGAGCGACUCAGACGAUGAGGCUGAGGGAAGGACGUCUGGCGAAGACACAAGCUCCUCUAGUACAAAUGAUGAAGUUCCGGCUCGAUCAAGCUGCUGCUCGACGCGGUCAGGUAGCACUACGCAAUUUGCCCCCAGUCCUGGUACUACCUCGCCUGAGUCCAGUGCUUCCUCCUACGCCGGUCACUCCCGGUCGAGUUCAAAGUCAAGGACGACGCCAAGAUUGAGAAUGGACAGACAAAAUACAUCCUCGCGGAACGGGGCAAUCCCACAAACAAUACCAGAUACGGCCAACCGAAACCCCUUUCCAGUCAUGGUACAGAGCCCGGUGUCACAAAUGUCUAUGCAACCAAUCACAGCGCAUCCUCCAGCAUGCACAAACUGUGGCCAUAAUCAACCCGCCAUGCUGAUCUACCUGCCAUUUGGUGCUUUAGCACAGCCGGUGGGGUUUGCAGGCACAGGAGGUCCUGUAUACGUCGUACAGCAACCGCCACCCAUGAACGUGGCACCGCCUCCAGAGUAUCCCAGACAACCACCCGUCACAGCCAUCACAGUACCAAUGGGCGGCUGCGCUAGUGAUACGACUGGCUUGGGUACUAUCCACGAGUGCAAUUGUGGUCCGGGUUGUGAAUGUAUUGGCUGCAUAGCCCAUCCCUUCAAUGCCGCGACGCAGGAAUACAUCCGCUCUGCCCAGAACGCUUACGAGGACUUUGGCACGCCAUAUCAAAGCCUGUCUGAGAUAGAUGCUGCAGCCGUGCCAACUUCACAGUCCAUCGCCAACCUGACCUUGAGUCCCGAGCAGAUAUUAGCUCCCGAAGACUUCUUUUUCGUGGAUUAUUCGUCCACACGUGGGGCAUACCCAGUAUAAGUAUGCAGCAGACGAUGAGGAAACGACUGAGAAAGCUCGGCCCGCAGAGCUUUUAUUCCCAAUCCAACACAGCUCCAUUAGUAGCUGGCAGGUAUACCGCAGUCAAACUACGGGCAUGAGGUUUCCUCCCCUCGUUGCCUGGAGAUGUUCCGUUUUCUGAAGUGUGGAUUGGACUUUCG